Phlebotomus argentipes is the source of this 2134-nucleotide messenger RNA. RefSeq names its product chitooligosaccharidolytic beta-N-acetylglucosaminidase (gene Hexo1). The transcript is spliced from 3 exons. Gene Ontology annotation, molecular function: beta-N-acetylhexosaminidase activity. The record is from RefSeq and is a predicted model, not a curated record. The coding region runs from base 302 to 2134 and encodes 610 amino acids. Gene Ontology annotation, cellular component: membrane. Lineage: Eukaryota; Metazoa; Arthropoda; Insecta; Diptera; Psychodidae. Gene Ontology annotation, biological process: glycosaminoglycan metabolic process; ganglioside catabolic process; carbohydrate metabolic process.
UCGCCUUUCCACCCAGCCUCAAUGAUGACACGUUAAUUGGCAAAAUUGUGUUUGUUUUGAAGAAGCUCAAAUUGUUUACCAAUCGGUUAAUCACCCAUCUGUAUGCCGGAGUUCCUCUGCACUUCUUUGGGUAUCUUGUCUUCUGGGCGAGAUAAUUGAAUUAUUUACACAGGCAAUUCACCCAUAAAGCCAUAAAGAUAAUUCGCGCCUGGCUUUAACAGACAAUAUGCUAUCGAUUGGCUGACUUUGAAAUCCAAUUUGCUCGCCAACCCGAUCAUUUGUACUUCAACAGUCGCGGAAGAUGUUUUUCACGAAACCGGGAUUCAAGGAGAAAGUCUUCUUCGUGUCUGUUUGCGUUCUUGUUGGCGCUGCAAUUACAGGAUCAGCUAUUUUCAUUGCCAAGAAUAUCCGACAGAUUAAGAGCCCAAAGUGGGGAUAUGAGUGCGUCCAGAGCAGAUGCAAGAAGGUGGAAGCAGAAAAUCGAGUGGAUCUCGUGAGUCUGGGCGUUUGCCGCGUCUUCUGCGGCGAGGACAUCGGUACUCUCUGGCCAAAGCCCACUGGAAAUGUCCGUGUGGGCAACACUCUGGCUCACUUUGACAUCGACAGCGUUCUCUUCAAGUUUCCCGAGUAUAAGAACCAGCAGCUCUACUGGGAGGAGACGCGCCAGCGCUUCCUGGAUCAAGUGAAGGCGAAGGUGACGAAGAGCCACGUACUGAAGCGCGGCGGCAAGAAGGUCGUCGUGGAGAUUGUGGUGAACAAGGAGGAGCUGACCUUCAACUUCGACACGGACGAGAGCUACAGGCUCCAAGUGACGGAGGAGGUGGGCAACGUGGCGGUGAAAAUCGUGGCGCCCACGUAUUACGGCGCUCGUCACGCCGUGGAGACGCUUUCACAAUUGAUCAUCUACGAUGAUAUUCGCACGGAAUUGCAGCUCAUUUCGGAUGUCACCAUCGAAGACGCUCCAGCAUUCAAGCAUCGCGGCAUCUCUCUCGACACUUCGCGGAAUUACUACUCCGUGGAGGCGAUCAAGAGGACAAUCGACGCCCUGGCGAUGGUCAAGCUGAACACUUAUCACUGGCACAUCACAGAUUCUCACAGCUUCCCUGUCGUGAUCAAAUCGCAGCCCGAUCUCUCGGACUACGGCGCCUACACGCCAGAAAAGAUCUACACGGCGGAGGACGUGCGCGACAUCGUCAAGUACGCUAGGAUUCGCGGCGUGCGCGUGAUUCCGGAGUUCGAUGCGCCCGCUCAUGUGGGCGAGGGAUGGCAGAAGAAGAACCUGACGGUGUGCUUCAAUGCCCAGCCGUGGUCGCGCUAUUGCGUGGAGCCGCCGUGCGGGCAGCUGGAUCCGUCCAGAGACGCGCUGUACGACGUGCUAGAGGACAUUUACCGGGAGUUUAAUGAGAUGUUCGAGCAGCCGUUCGUCUUCCACAUGGGCGGCGACGAGGUGUCCGUGUCGUGCUGGAACUCCAGCGCAGAGCUGCAGCAGUAUAUGUUGCAGCGUGGCUGGCAACUUGAGGAGUCGGACUUCAUGCGUCUCUGGGGACAAUUCCAGGACAAGGCUCUGCAGCGAUGGGACAAUGUGUCGCCAGGCAAGGUGCCAAUCAUCCUCUGGACCAGUCGCCUGACAGACGUGCCUUAUGUGGACGACUACCUAGACAAGGAUCGCUACAUCAUCCAGAUCUGGACGAAGGGAGAUGAUCCCAAGAUCGAAGAUCUCCUCAAUCGCGGCUUCAAUCUCAUCUUUUCCAACUACGAAGCAUUGUAUUUCGACUGUGGCUUCCAGGGCUGGGUCAGCGAUGGCCACAAUUGGUGCUCGCCGUACGUGGGCUGGCAGAAGGUGUACGACAACAGCCUGAGCGCCUUGGCGGGCAGCAAGGUGAGCCAGGUACUGGGCGCUGAGGCGGCGUUGUGGUCUGAGCAGGCGGACGAUUAUGCUCUGGACUCGCGCUUCUGGCCACGCGCCAGCGCCUUGGCCGAGCGUCUCUGGACAGAUCCGUCGGACUCCUGGCGCGACGCGGAGUCGCGCAUGCUGAUCCACAGGGAGCGCCUUGUGGAAAACGGCGUGGCGGCAGACUCGCUGCAGCCGCAAUGGUGCCUCCAGAACGAGGGCGACUGCCCGAACGUCCUAUAA